Messenger RNA from Microthlaspi erraticum, 456 nucleotides. The record is from the annotation of a GenBank genome assembly. NCBI's taxonomy places the organism in Eukaryota, Viridiplantae, Streptophyta, Magnoliopsida, Brassicales, Brassicaceae.
AUGGCGACGUCGGGAACAUACGUGACGGAGGUUCCUUUAAAGGGAACGGCGGAGAAACACUACAAGAGGUGGAGGAACGAGAACCAUAUCUUCCCUGACGCCGUCGGCCACCACAUCCAAAGUGUCACCGUUCACGACGGCGAAUGGGAUUCUCACGGCGCUAUAAAAAUUUGGAACUACACAUUGGAUGGAAAGCCGGAGGUCUUCAAGGAAAGGAGAGAGCUAGAUGAUGAGACCCAAACGGUGACGUUUAGAGGAUUGGAGGGCCAUGUGAUGGAGCAGCUCAAGGUGUAUGAAGCCAACUUCCAGUUUAUUCCCAAAUCUGAAGAUGGUUGCGUCUGCAAAAUCACUUUUGUAUGGGAGAAGCGCAACGAUGACUUCCCUGAUCCAAGCAACUACAUGAAAUUCAUCAAGAGCUUGGCUGCUGACAUGGAUGACCACGUCAUCAAAGCUUAA